This is a messenger RNA of Gopherus evgoodei (Goodes thornscrub tortoise), 6382 nucleotides long. RefSeq names its product pre-mRNA processing factor 19 (gene PRPF19). Gene Ontology annotation, molecular function: protein binding; ubiquitin protein ligase activity. Gene Ontology annotation, biological process: protein ubiquitination; DNA repair; mRNA splicing, via spliceosome. Bases 199 to 1713 code for a protein of 504 amino acids. Gene Ontology annotation, cellular component: U2-type catalytic step 1 spliceosome; Prp19 complex; cytoplasm. The record is from RefSeq and is a predicted model, not a curated record. The transcript has 16 exons. Lineage: Eukaryota; Metazoa; Chordata; Testudines; Testudinidae.
CGGACGGGGCAUGCCGGGAAUAGCAAAGUUCCGUUUCCGGCGAGGGCUGGGCUCUGGAGUCUCCCGCGCGCGUUGGGGCCCCGCGUGAGCGAGUGGACGCGGAACGGGACCGGCCUCGGUGGGGACACCCUGCCCCUCCCCCGGAAGCAGAACCCGUGACCCGGAAGCAGAACCGGGACCCGUAGGGGAGACGUCGCCAUGUCCCUCAUAUGCUCGAUCUCCAAUGAGGUGCCAGAGCACCCUUGCGUGUCUCCGGUCUCAAACCACGUCUAUGAGCGAAGACUGAUUGAAAAGUACAUUGCGGAGAAUGGGACUGAUCCAGUGAAUAACCAGCCACUGUCUGAAGAGCAACUGAUCGACAUCAAAGUUGCCCACCCAAUCCGGCCCAAGCCACCCUCGGCCACCAGCAUCCCGGCCAUUCUGAAAGCCCUUCAGGAUGAGUGGGAUGCCGUCAUGCUGCACAGCUUCACGCUCCGCCAGCAGCUGCAGACCACUCGCCAGGAGCUGUCGCACGCACUCUACCAGCACGAUGCUGCCUGCCGCGUCAUUGCUCGUCUCACCAAAGAGGUCACUGCUGCCAGAGAAGCGUUGGCGACUCUGAAACCCCAGGCUGGCCUCAUAGUCCCCCAGGCUGUGCCGUCCUCCCAGCCAAACAUCACGGGUGCUGGCGAGCCAAUGGAUCUGGGAGAGCUGGCGGGCAUGACCCCGGAGAUCAUCCAGAAGCUUCAAGACAAAGCCACGGUGCUGACCACGGAGCGUAAGAAGAGAGGCAAGACAGUUCCAGAGGAGCUGGUGAAGCCAGAGGAGCUCAGCAAGUAUCGACAGGUGGCCUCACAUGUGGGCUUGCAUAGCGCUAGCAUCCCAGGGAUCCUCGCUCUGGACCUCUGUCCUUCCGACACCAACAAGAUCCUCACCGGCGGGGCGGAUAAAAAUGUCAUUGUCUUUGACAAGAGUUCGGAGCAGAUCCUGGCGACUCUCAAAGGGCACGCCAAGAAGGUCACCAGCGUAGUGUUCCAUCCGUCUCAAGAGCUGGUGUUCUCUGCUUCUCCCGAUGCCACUAUCCGGAUCUGGUCGGUCCCAAGCGCCACUUGCGUGCAGGUUGUCCGGGCCCAUGAGAGCGCUGUGACAGGGCUGAGUUUACAUGCCACGGGUGACUAUCUCCUGAGCUCCUCUGAUGACCAGUACUGGGCUUUCUCUGAUAUCCAGACAGGCCGUGUCCUCACCAAGGUCACAGAUGAGACCUCUGGCUGCGCUCUCACCUGUGCUCAGUUCCACCCCGAUGGGCUUAUUUUUGGGACAGGGACUAUGGACUCUCAAAUCAAGAUCUGGGACUUGAAGGAACGCACCAAUGUGGCCAACUUCCCAGGGCACUCUGGUCCCAUCACCAGCAUCGCAUUCUCAGAGAAUGGCUACUACCUGGCCACGGCCGCUGACGACUCCUCCGUCAAACUCUGGGAUCUGCGCAAGCUCAAGAACUUCAAGACGCUGCAGCUAGACAAUAACUUUGAGGUGAAGUCCCUCAUAUUUGACCAGAGCGGUACCUACUUGGCCCUGGGCGGCACGGACGUCCAGAUCUACAUCUGCAAGCAGUGGACGGAGAUCCUCCACUUCACAGAACACAGUGGUCUGACUACGGGUGUGGCCUUUGGCCACCAUGCUAAAUUCAUCGCUUCCACGGGCAUGGACAGGAGCCUGAAGUUCUACAGUCUGUAACCUCUUUUCCUAGGAUCUGGGGGGAUUGGUUGUGUCCUUUACUGUAGUGUUGGGAUUACUGGGGGGAGGUAACGGGUGGGUGGGGUUAUCAUUGCUUUACUUUGAAGUAUCGGGGAGGCCAACCUAGCGCACCCCCUUCCCUGUGCUCAAAGGCUUUGUCUUUCCAGCUUUGAUUCUGUUCUGUGAUUGUAACAAAUGAAAUGGAACCAAACCCCUCCACUGACAGACAGCUGUGAAUGAGAGACUGGGUGGGGGAAAAGAGUGGGGUGGCACAGGAAGGGAGAGAGGGGGGGAUGGGGAAUGUGCAUUUUUUUUGUAAGCAGCUAUCUACUUUCAUUAAAAAAGAUAAAAAUAAAGAACAUUGAACCCUCAUGGGGUGUGGGAGUUGUGUGUACCUCCUCCCUGAUGAGCUGUGAGGUAGCACAUGCUGGGGAAAGAACCCCUAGACCUUGGGCAAGGGGAUCUAAGGAUAAGAGAUAGUAUCCAUGUCAUCGGAAUCCCUUCUGAGUGCUCCCAGUGCUGUUUGAAUAGUGAUGACUGGAAGAGAAGUGGGAGCCUGCGUAGGGUCAGUAUGCCCUGGCCCCUUUUUGCUUCAGUUCUCAGCUGAUGAGUAAAGUCUUGGUACCUGGAUGAGUUGUGAAAUUAUCAACCUCCUUUGAGUUUGUGGGAUAGCACUGGACUUGCUGUAGCUUCUUGUACGAACAGGCUCUUGCUGUUUCUCACGUGGCCCUCAGCUUGUGAUCUCCAAAUGCCUUUAAAAAUAUGAAUCCUCCCCAGUCCUCUGCAAAGUAGGUACGGAACGUAUCACAAUCCCAUGUUAUAGCAAGGGCAGAAAACAUGGCAGAAGUCAUGUAGCAGGGCUGGGAGUACCAGGCUGCAGGCCUGAAGCCCUAGCCCGUGAUCUAACCACCAGAUCAGGCCCCUACAGCAAUUCACAGAAUUUAGUUUUGGUGCAGUUUGAACACUGAAGAUGAAAUGGGUCAUUUUAGUGGGGUUUGAAAGGGAUUUGUCAAAAGGUGGCCCUGCUGAAGCCCAGGACUAGUACCCCUGCUUCUGUUUCCCCAGAAAUAGUACUGAAAGACUUUCCAAAUGUGCAUAACCCUUGCAGGGUUAAUUUAUUACAAGAAACCACCACAGGAGUCCAGAAUUCCCCCACACAGUCCAAAUUGUAUCUGCAACACACCAAGUACGCUGCUGGUCUCUCAUCCUGCUCAGACUCCAGGACAGCUCUGGUGUCUCAUCACACCUCAUGCCCAGCUUUCAGCCUCACCUGGCUCUGAGUGCAAGCCAGCUUACCCUGUUGUUGCCUUCAGCCUCCUCUGGUGCAGGAAGGGCAGCAGGCCCAGGCCCAGCUCCUCCAUUGGCUUCCUGACACUUCCUCCCUCUCUCCAAGGAGGGUCUGCAGUGCGCAUUCCCUGCAGACCUCUUGCCCAUUUCCUGAUUGAGUCUGUCCGCAGGCCUGCCCCCAUUUACAGAGCCUAUGUGCCCUCUCUUAAAAUCCACUUAGGAAGCAGCUCAUUAGCCACAGGUGUGCUGGCUUCUCCCCUCAGAGGAGUCGUUGGUACCACUUCAGCAGCUGCCUUUUCCUUAGAGUGGAUCUGCUCAGCACCUCUGUGUGUGAAAGCCAGUGAGAUCCUUGCCUCAGUGGUAGCUGCAGGCAUGGUUGAAGGAGCCUUAUUCAAACACCCAUCUCGCUAUCACAGCAGCAUCUCAAGCAGCCAUUAGGGCUAGAUCCUGCUGUGGGGCAAGAAUCAGUCCUACCCUCCAUCUUAUUCAGCACUGGUAUGAAGCCAACUGGGGUGCUGUCAAGAUUCUAAUCUCCUUCCCAGCAGCUGUAAGCAGCACCAUUUUGCAGGGCUUAGCAAACUGACACUGAAAGCCAGAGGGAUGAAAAGUCCUUUGAACCCAUUUUGAAGGCAGCUGCCCUUUGACUCGACACCCAUAAGGUUGUGCUCCUCUAUGAAAUGGCAGCAAUAGGGAUUGAGUGAAGGAACCUUUGGCUCUUAACACAUGAGCAUCUAUCUCCUGCGUCAGCCAGUAGAGUUAUCUUUGUUAGCCCUGGCUGUAGUAGGCUCUCUAUAGCCAGUUACCACUAGAGGGCCAGAGAGCUAUGCUGAGUGGGAAUAAGUUACAUACACAAGGUGCUGGACUUUCCAGGUCCUUUAGAUUCCCCACCCACCUCCCAUUUAUGAUUGGCCAGAAGACAUGUACCCCACCCUCACAGUUCUGGCUUCAGUGAUUCAUGCAUCUGUGACCUUCAUGUCUGGUCACUGCAGUUCAUAGUUAGCAGUGACCUGAUGCAGAACUCAUCUGCACCUUGCUGUGUACACAUCACACAGAUGCUAUUCUCUGCACAUGACUUCCCACUGAGCUAAGGGCUCUCAGUUUCCAAAACCCUGCAGGGGAAGUGGGCCUCAGCCACCUGCGAUCACUUUCCUUCUGGGAGCUCUUGUGUGCCAUCAGAAACUGUGGAUUGGUGAUAAGUUGUACAGUCAACUGCUGGACCACACCUUGGUUGUUGGGUCUCUUGUAUACAUUUCAUACAAAACCAAGGUCAUGCAGGUUUAUUGCUAAAAGUCUAUAACAGUACACAGAAAGGUUCAGUGGGCUAUCAGUUUCUGGGAAGCCAUCUCCUGGAGCAUUGUUUAAUUCACCUUACCCAGGUGACGCAUUUCAGCUAGGAGUAUUUUCCAAGUUACAAAACUCUUUACACAUCACUGACAAACCCUUUCCUAACUUGUUCCUUGUCUUCCUCAUUUUUGUUUUAGAUACUAGUAUUCCAGCUACUGGUCUGGGAGGGUAUCACCCCAGCUGGUACUGGGGCAGAACAUUAAUGCAUUUUGUCUUUGACACUUACUUUUGCAUGCAAAAGCUGACUUCAGCAUUACGGGAUACUUGACAAGGGUGAAUAGAAUGGACAUGGAAAGAGUAUAAUACAUUUGGUUAACUGCCCAACACCCCCUAUAUUUAUUGAUACCAUGUACUUAAUACUUAUUAACACUCCAUGGGGGAGGCUCACAGGAGACAGAACCUUCCCUGGAGCCAGCUUGAGAAUAUGGAACUUGCUGGGACCUGAAAUAAUUUGUACUUGCAUUACAGUAGCACCUCAAGGCUCCCACUGAUCAGGGCCACAUUGUGUGAGGCUGUGCCAUGCUCAGCAAGAGACCCUGCAACUGAAGCGUGGAAUUCCCAGAAGGGCCUGAGAUGAUUGGGUGCCUAAGGCCCAGGGAGAAUCAGUGCGGUUCCCUGGAAAACCCCAGUCUAAUUCAACAAGCCAGGUAGUGCAAGAAAUGCAGCAUCAUUCCGCAUUGGUAAAAUGAGGAUCAGAGGAACAGACACACUUGCCCAAGCUCACAUGGUGGUAAAGGUGAGCAAUUGAUCCUGUAUCUCUUGCCUUCCACAGCUGCCUCUUACCCCCAGGACUCCAUCUCUCUAACUUUGCCAGGACUACUCUUCAUGCCUUUUUUUUUUUAAACCUCCAGAAUUGUCAGGGUGUGUUUCAAAACCUCAGCCCUGUUGCUCUGUGACAACACCCUACCUCACACAUCCCCUGGAACUGUCCCCUGCCCUGUACUCUGUUUCUUUGUUUAGGAGGCCAUCAUAAACCUUGCCCUGCUCACAUGGACACCUAGCUAUCCUCAAGUGCAAAGCCAAGCCUAGUUGUUUACAAGCACACCAUCAGCUAAGCUUUCAUGAUAGGUCUGCAGGAAGUUUGGUAGAAAAAGGCUGACCCCAUUUUAAAAGCAUUUCCUCUCAGACCUCUUUCUUGGACAGAUGAUGGCAUCUGACCUGUUUAUUAAUUAAUCUAGAUCACUGUGAUACUUGCACUGAGGUGGCUGUUUUCAGAUAUGGUGCCCCAACUGUGGAGGGCAGUGUUGCUACAUUGGAGCUAGUAGUUAGCUCUAGGGAACCGUGAGUGGCUAAUGUUUGAUCAGCCUCUAUGGUAGCCUGGUGGAAGAGUUAACAGCACGGUUCUGGGUGGGUGCAGAAUGAGUGGAAGAUAGCCCUCUCACCAUUUCUUCAGGAAGUUUUUUGAUGGUUGUUUCCCCACAACCUUGACCAGCAGUUUCUGCUAUGGGGAUUGCAUUCACUAUCCUCUAUAAAACCAUCAUUGCAUUCUAACAGUUCUAGCAUACAUAGAAUUAAAGGCCAGAAUUAAAGCUAGUCUGACCUCCUGUGUGUGUCAGACCAUUAAAUGUCAACUAGUUACCUCUAGAUGUAAAGCCCUGUGUGCAUACAAGAUUUUUAUGGCAUCCAAUCCACAAAAAUGGCCUGCAAGUAUCUAUCCUAUGGAGCUCAAUCACUUGCUUCACUAAAGUCUAACUUCUAGAAAGAGGUCCAUCUAGUCUUGAGAGGAAGACAGAGGCAUGCUGUAGUAUCAGCCAAUGUUUCCUUCUAGGCCCUUUGAGUUGGGGAGCAGAAUUAGAGUUCAUUUGAGGCAGACCAUGGAGAAUAAGGAGACUGGGAAGGAUAGGGUCCAAACUAUCCACCCCCCACAUCUCUUGUCCUGGAGAAAGGCUUUUCUGAAGUUCCUCAUUGGAGCUGGGAGCUGAAGGUGGCUCUUCCUACUAUCUCCAGGUUCCUCCCCACAUUUGUAACCUAGCCUGGGCAUGGACAGUGUUGCUAGCUACCUUAGCACAACCGUAGGAAGUUGUGACACCCAGGAAAA